CAGACACCGGAAGUGUCGCGUGACUGUGUGGGGUCUUGAACACAUCUGGGGAAGUAUUUAGGCGGAAGGGCGGAUGCUGCUAGUUGCGUGUACCUCGACGGGAGGACAUUGUGGAUUCCGUUGGGAAGCUGUACAUCAUCGCCAGGCGGUUCUCUGGAGAUCUCUGUCCGUUGUGCGUGUAGGUUAACGGUGUCACCUCUGGGAUGAAUCCACCGAGCCUCCACGGAUCUAAAUUAGCCAGGAAAAUGAGCAGAAGAAGGAGAUAAGUGGCAGUGGCUGGCUUCCUGCGGGAUUUUACACGGGCUUUUUGUUUUUUUCCGUGGACAUGCCUUGUCUAUGGAGGAGAGCUGAGCGAAGCUAGCUGGCCGACAGUCCGGCUAGCGCAACAUUUCCAGGGUUUUGGAUGACUGUUUAGCUCAAGAGCUGAUUUACUUUGGAUCAGCGCUACCUCCCUUCCCUGGGUAAGGAGUCAGCAUGGGGGAGCCCAGCCUGGACGACUCCAAUGUCAAGGUGGCUGUUCGUGUACGGCCCAUGAACCGGAGAGAAAAGGAACUGAACACUAAAUGUGUUGUGGAGAUGGUGAAGAACCAGACGAUCCUCCAUCCUGCGGGAACUAACCUUGGCAAAGCGGACUCGAGGAAUCAGUCCAAGGUCUUUGCCUAUGAUUAUUGUUUCUGGUCCAUGGACGAGACAGAUAAGGAGAAAUUUGCAGGUCAGGAAGUGGUGUUCCAGUGCCUUGGGGAAAGUCUUCUCAACAACGCGUUCCAGGGCUACAAUGCCUGUAUCUUUGCCUAUGGACAAACUGGUUCUGGAAAGUCGUACACAAUGAUGGGUUCGGGGGACCAGCCGGGUCUGAUUCCCCGCCUGUGCAGUGCUUUGUUUGAACGAACCCAGAAAGAACAGCGGGAGGAGGAGAGCUUCACUGUUGAGGUUUCCUACAUGGAGAUCUACAACGAGAAGGUCCGGGAUCUGCUUGAUCCCAAAGGGGGUAGACAAACUCUGAGGGUGAGGGAGCAUAAAGUUUUGGGCCCCUACGUGGAUGGCCUGUCUCGACUAGCUGUGGCCAGCUACAAGGACAUUGAGUCUCUAAUGUCAGAGGGGAAUAAGUCUCGGACUGUCGCUGCUACCAACAUGAAUGAAGAGAGCAGUCGAUCUCACGCCGUCUUCAACAUCAUCCUCACACACACACUCAAGGACUUGCAGUCUGGGACGAGUGGGGAAAAGGUGAGUCGGUUGAGUCUGGUAGACCUGGCUGGAAGUGAGCGAGCAGCAAAAACUGGAGCAGCAGGAGAAAGACUGAAGGAGGGAAGCAACAUUAACAAGUCUCUGACUACGCUGGGUCUGGUUAUCUCAGCGCUGGCUGAACAGGGAACCGCCAAGAACAAGACAAAGUUUGUCCCUUACAGAGACUCUGUUCUGACAUGGCUGCUGAAGGACUGUCUGGGAGGCAACAGUCGCACAGCGAUGGUUGCAACCGUGAGUCCAGCAGCAGACAACUAUGAGGAGACGUUGUCGACGCUGCGUUAUGCCGACCGAGCAAAGAACAUAGUCAACCAUGCUGUCGUCAAUGAAGACCCCAACGCUCGCAUCAUCAGGGAGCUCCGAGAGGAAGUAGAGAAACUGCGGGUACAGCUGACCCAGGCAGAGUCUAUGAAGGCUCCAGAGCUGAAAGAGCGACUGGAAGAGUCUGAGAAGCUGAUUCAAGAAAUGACCAUCACCUGGGAGGAGAAGCUUCGCAAAACUGAGGAGAUUGCACAGGAGCGCCAGAAGCAGUUAGAGAGUCUGGGUAUUUCUCUCCAGUCUUCAGGGAUUAAAGUUGGAGAUGACAAGAGCUUUCUUGUCAACCUUAAUGCUGAUCCUGCACUCAAUGAACUACUGGUGUACUACCUGAAGGAACACACAAAGGUGGGCUCAGCAGACUCUCAGGACAUCCAGCUGUGUGGGAUGGGUAUCCAGGCGGAACACUGUGUCAUCGACAUUACAGCAGAUGCUGCCGUUAUCCUCACCCCUUACCGCAACGCUCGGACAUGUGUUAAUGGUUCUCCAGUUACCAGCGCUCAGCAGCUUCACCAUGGCGACCGAAUCUUCUGGGGAAACAACCACUUCUUUAGGAUCAACCUGCCUAAGCGGCGCUCCCGGGGAGCAGAGGAUGAGGAGGGUGAGGGUGGCGUAAUGAAGAACAGUGGCAGCAGUGAGCAGCUGGAUGCAGAUGGUGACACAGCCAGCGAAGUGUCAAGUGAAGUCAGCUUCUCGUACGAGUUCGCCCAGACAGAGGUCAUGAUGAAAGCACUGGGCAACAAUGACCCCAUGCAGGCAGUCCUCCAGUCUCUGGAGAGGCAGCAUGAAGAGGAGAAGCGCUCUGCUCUGGAGCGUCAGAGGCAGAUGUAUGAGCAGGAACUCCAGCAGCUCCGCAAGAAGCUGAACCCGGACCGUCUGUCCACAGGCCACUCCGGAGCACCGGCGCCUGGCCAGCAAGGCCCGGGACAGCAGUCUCACUACCGCAGCCUGGAGAGACUCAGUAUGGGAGGGAUGAGCCAUUCAACCAGUGCUCAGAGCAGACUGAGGCAGUGGAAUGAGGACAGGGAGGUGGUGUUGGUGAGGAGUCUGAGAAGGCUGAGGGAGCAGAUAGUGAGGGCGAACCUCCUGGUGCAAGAAGCCUGUUUCAUUGCUGAGGAGCUGGAGCGACACACUGAGUACAGAGUCACCCUGCAGAUCCCAUCAGACAACCUCAAUGCAAACCGCAAGAGGGAUGCUGUGCUCAGUGAACCAGCGAUUCAGGUUCGACGUCGGUGUCGAGGGAAACAAAUAUGGAGCUUGGAGAAGAUGGAGAACCGUCUGGUGGACAUGAGAGAGCUAUACCAGGAGUGGCAGGACUACCACCUCCAUCACCAUGACAACCCAGUUAUGCGCUCAUAUUUCCGUCGAGCUGACCCGUUCUUUGACGAGCAGGAAAACCACAGUCUGAUCGGCGUUGCCAAUGUCUUCCUUUCCUGUCUGUUCUAUGACGUCAAGCUCCAGUAUGCUGUUCCCAUCAUCAACCAGAAGGGAGAGGUUGCAGGGCGUCUCCAUGUGGAGGUGGUAAGGGUUGGAGGGGGCUUAGAGGACAACAUGGCUGGAGGAGAUGAAGCAGACAACAACCAAGACAGUGAAGUCCAGGAUCGCAAACUUGUAUGCAUGAUUAAAAUCCUGCAGGCCACCGGUCUUCCCCAGUACCUGUCCAACUUUGUCUUCUGUCAGUACUCAUUCUGGGACCAGCCUGAGCCCAUCAUCGUGGCUCCUGAAGUGGACCCAUCGUCCUCGUCACCCAGCACCAAGGACCCACACUGCAUGGUGGUGUUCGACAGCUGCAAGGAACUGGCAGUGUCAGUGACUGAGGAUUUCAUCGAGUACCUCACUGAAGGGGCAGUCGCCAUUGAGGUUUAUGGACACAGGCAGGCAGACGCAGGCAGGAACCCCGCCCUGUGGGACCUCAGCAUCAUCCAGGCCAAGACACGCACACUACGGGACAGAUGGAGUGAGGUAACGCGUCGUCUGGAGCUGUGGAUUCAAAUCCUGGAGAUAAAUGAGAAUGGAGACUUUGUCCCAGUGGAAGUGGUUCCCGCUAGAGACGUACGGACGGGGGGAAUCUUCCAGCUUCGGCAGGGUCAGUCAAGGCGAAUCCAGGUGGAUGUGCGUUCAGUUCAAGACUCGGGCACCAUGCCUCUGAUAGCAGAGGUAGUACUUGCGGUGUCAGUGGGCUGUGUGGAGAUCAGAAACACCACAGCAAACCAGGAAGGAGAUGAGAUGGACAGUUAUCAGGAGAGAGAUCUGGAGCGUUUGCGGCGGCAGUGGCUAGCCGCUCUCACCAAGAGACAGGAAUACCUCGACCAACACCUGCAGAGCCUGGUCAGCAAAUCAGAAAAGACAGAGGAUGACAUGGAGAGGGAAGCUCAGCUGCUGGAGUGGCGCUUGACUCUGACAGAGGAGAGAAACGCCGUCAUGGUGCCCUCUGCUGGCAGCGGCAUUCCCGGAGCACCUGCUGAAUGGGUUCCUCUGCCAGGCAUGGAGACUCAUAUUCCCGUCCUCUUCCUGAACCUCAAACCUGAUGAUCUCAGCUCUCAAGACCAGUUUGAGGUUCCUGAGGCUGGAGGCUGGGAUGCCAUCCUGAGUGGAGAAGAUGAGGACGACUUCUUUGACCUGCAGAUUGUUAAACACUAUGAUGGAGAGGUGAAAGCAGAGGCAUCAUGGGACUCUACCGUCCAUGAAUGCCCCCAGCUCAGUCGUGGAGGGGCGUGGCCCGAGCAGCGGGUAUACCUGACGAUUAGAGUCGUGGUUCAGCUCAGCCAUCCUGCCGACAUGCAGGUGGUCCUGAGGAAGAGAAUCUGCGUUAACGUUAACCCUGGCCGCCAGGGGUUUGCCCACAACUUUCUCAGAAGGAUGUCGACCCGCAGCACCAUACCAGGCUGUGGGGUCACAUUCGAGGUGGUCUCCAACAUCCCUGGGCAGGACGCCCCUGGAUCUGAGGACAGGGAGAUGCUGGCCCGGCUCGCUGCCAGCGCACACAACAGCCAGUCAGGCGACGAUGAGGCUGCUAUUGAGAAAUACCUCCGAAGUGUCCUGAGUGUGGAGAACAUCCUGACUCUGGAUAGACUCAGACAGGAGGUGGCAGUGAAGGAACAACUGGCUAGCAGAGGGAGGAGCAACAGACGGAGCCUAAGUUCUCCUUCUGUCCACAGGCUGUCUGGAAGUAGACAAGACUUGUCCACAACCUGCCUGCUGGAUGAUAGGGGCCGAUGGGAGAGUCAGCAGGAUAUCUUCAUGCCUUCUCAGUUCCACCGCACCCUCCCGCGCCCCGCCUCCUCCCCUUCCACCUACUCCACUUCCCCUUCUUCAUCUCCUACUCCCUUCGCUAUGACUUCCCCACAGACCCAGGAACCAGAGCAAGGUCGUUCAGGACUUGCUGCCUCUUAUCUUUCAGUUAAGUCGCUGGUUCCUCAGAUGCCCAAACUGCUCAAGUCUCUGUUUCCAGUGCGAGAUGACAAGAAGGAGCUGAGACCAUCGCCGCACAACCAGCAGCAGCAUGUGCCUCGCAUCCUGACGUCCUCAGGAGGGGACGACAGUCGAGUCAAGACUGAGAUGACUGCUGUUCUGCAGCCCCCAACCAAAGACAGGCGGGCAGAGUUCCCAGAAGUUCCUCCUCUUCCUGUGCAUGACCCGCAUGACACCACCCCCCUCAGCCCCCUCAGCCAGUCGUCAAGCGGCUACUUCUCCACUAGUGUGUCUACAGUUACCCUGUCUGACGUCCUCCAACCCUCCUCCUCGUCUUCCUCUCUCCUGGCUACUGAGACUACGUUGCCCACAAACCCCCAGCAGCAAGGUGCUGACAGGAACGAUGUUGUGACCUCUCCUUCUCAGUGUGGCGCCAAGAUGGCCGCUCCACCCUCUUCAAACAGCUCAUCCAAUCACAACAACAUCACAGCGGAAAAUUCCUUCUCUAAACAGAGGCUGGUAAACUCAGGAGGAGGAGGAGGUGAAGGGUUUGAACGGCUGGAGAUCUUUGUGGACGAUGAAGAGCGUAGCCAUGAUGACAUUCUGCCUGAUUGGCUGACAGAAGGGGCAUAUGUUACAGUAGGAGGCAAUAAGGCGGGGACGGUGCGCUAUGUGGGGAUGACACAGUUUGCUGAGGGAGUGUGGGUGGGGGUGGAGCUGGAAACUCCUGUAGGUAAGAAUGACGGUUCAGUGGGAGGUCAUCGGUAUUUCCACUGUAAACCGGGUUACGGGUUGCUGGUUCGCCCAGACCGACUGUCCUGUCGUGAUCGGACCAGUCGGCGUACGGGAGACUUUGCCCCUCCCGCCCACGUCCCUGUCCUGCGAGGGGAAGCCAUUGUUGCCCGGAGGGGGGAGAACCGCAAAUCCUGGAGUAGUUGAGACAGGGAAGCUAGGAGCUGGAUGGGAGAGAUGAACUCCCCACAGCCCUCCUCCGACUCCCCCUCCUCCCAGCUAUGCAACAGGCUUACAGAUCAGAACUGACUUUACUGCCUACCUGCCUCCUAUAGUAGGAAACUACACUCACAACAUCCAUUCACAGUUAAUGGAUGGAAACAGAAUAAACACAGUGAAGAGACUUGAAUGCAAAGAAGUUGAUGAAAGACUAUGCAGAGCAUAUAGAGGUCCAUGGAGGGACUGUUUAUCAUGUGAGAAGAUAAUGCUAAAUUAGUGGCAGUCAAUGGGAAGACUGCUGAGAGUGAAUGCAAGCAGACCUUAUCAUAUUUGGAGUGACAGAGCUCUCCAGGGGCGAGGACUGGACGCUGCAGACGGGACGAUUUGCCUCAGAGAAGCUUUCUGAGCUGAACCACAGGGAUGCAAACUAGUCACGUUUUAGGCGUGAGCCACGUUUUUGAUCCCAGGUCACAUCUGCAAACAUAUUUACAAUUUGAUGAAAUGAUCAUUUGGGUCUUGGGGGGUGGGGCAGUUUAGAGUGGAGUAAAAAACACUUUUUUGUUUUUUUUGGGGGGGGGCUCAGACCAUGCCAGUCUUACUGUGACAGCAGCCUUUUGCUGCAUUUUCACCUGUGAUGUGUUUGCAGCCACAGAUAUGAAAUCUCUCCCUGGUAGUCUCCAGACUCUCUGUCCUAAAAUUGCCUGCUCCGGCUGCCACUCCCCUGAACUCUCUUGGUCUAAUCUGCAGACCGACACCUUGACUCAGUGUCUGGGACUCGUCUCUCCCUCCUGGACUCCUUUUCUUUUCUCUUGAAGAUAGAUUCUCCCAGAAUGUGCCUUCACCACGGCUUGGUUUGCAUUUGUUUUUCUGUGUAUUUAACUUCUUGUAGCUGUGUUUGUGUUGAAGAGAAUGCCUUGUGCUAAGUGUGAGGUGAUCUCAGGGACUGUAGAGGGGGGAAAGGCUAAGGAGGGGUGUGUGCGUGUGUGUGCACGUGUGUGUGCACGUUUGUGUUUGUAAUUGUAAAUGUUGUACAGUGUUGACCUGUAUGCACAACUUCAUAUUGUUGUAGUCGUGUUGGUGUUAAAGAUUAUGUGUAGAGCAGGAAAAAGUGUGUCCUCGUUGGACGUAGCCACUAUGGGAGCGAGCUGUUUGUACUGGGAGGCUUUAAAAGUCGAUUUUGCACUGGAGACGUUGGAUAAAAGUUUCUGUAUGUGAGCAGAACGUGUCUGUGGCCAUGAUGCAGCAAAACAGAGAGGCAGACAACAGAUUACAUGAAGCUGUUGGAAAGCGGAGAUGUCUGUGAUGGUGUUCCUGACUCUCUGGACGUCUGCUUUGGACAUCACGUUUCCUGGUCGUCCUCUGUAAGUGACCGAAGACGUUCUGACACCAGGAGGCGCUGUCUGCAGAUAAGCAGUUUGGCGUUGUGUUGGUGGAAAUUGGCACGUGUAUGUGUUGAGGAAAAGGACAUGAGAUGGACACGUGGAAAUCCUGCUGGGAAUUUCCAAGAAUCAGUUUGCUUCUAUGCAUUUGAUCUGUUUCUAAAAGAAGUUUAAGUUUUAUCUUUUAUUCGUGAAAUGACACCACUGGGAGAGUGAGCUACAUGUACGUUAUGGGAAAGUAUGAAACACAGGAGCAGUUUGGACUGAUCGAACAGUCCUGACACUUCUGCUGAAGAGAAUGAAGAUGGGACAGACUUUGGGAUUUUUUAAAUUAGUUUUUUAUUAAACAUUCCAGAGGGACUUUAACAUUUUAUACUGACCUUAUCAUUCCUGUGUAUUUAUGGAAAAGCAUUGGCAGUACAAUACUGUACGUAUGCUGUGAGGACACAUGUGCUCCUGAUACUUUUCCAGGACAUGAAGUUGGGUUCACUGGCCGGUAGAGGUCGUCCUCAGCCUGUCAGAGCAGCUGUUCAUGAAGACAGAAAGCCUGUGUUACAAACUGGGAGCGUGGACUCUGAUAGACAUGGGUAGAUAUGGACAUUCGUGAGGCGGGAACGGUCGAAUGAAAAGAGUUGCAUUGUGGGAGAUGUAGGAUCUGGCGUUAAUGGAGCUUGACUCGUAGUAGGAUAUCUCAGCCUCUGCUGUUUUGAUUCUGACGAUUCUCUCACAAGUUUCCUGACUGUGAGGAGUCACUGUUCUAAAUCCCUGGAGACUGUGGUCAGUGUAAAGUGUUGGGUCUGAGUCGUCCUGAGUCUCACCAGGUGAGCAAUAAGCAUGUGCUGUUAGAUACAGCAGCCAGGACAGGUUCAUAUCCUAAUGAUGACAAACCUGACUAUGCUCGUUGACAUGUUAUCCAUGUCCCCUGAGCCGAGUUUUGUCAUCACUAUCUGUUUCUAUGGUAACAGUUAAUUACUAUAUGGAAAAGAAUCUAACGAUUUGUGGUGUUAAUGAUAUAACGAUUCAUAUAGAUAUAUAAUAUGGAAUACUAUAUGUGUAUGUGCACUCAGUAUGUCCAAACACUAUCAUCUUGAUGGAUGCAAAGUUUCUUUUCUUUUUUUUUCCAUUCCUGUAUAUCACACGCUUCUUAAUCCAAGAAGCGUGAUUUUACUAUUUAUAUUUAAAUGCUCGUACACAUGCCUUUAUCGCAUGAAAACUGAUAAAGCCUUUUUAUUUUAAGAAAUCUUGCACAAAUGAUUCCAUGAAAAUUGCUGCUAUUAGCAUUGUAAAUUUACCUGUAAAUGGAUCAAUUGAUUUAUCUAACACUCUCUAUCUCUCACUGUAAACUAUAUUGGGAUUCAGUAGUUUGUUUGUUUUUUUUUCCUUUAAUCCCAGAUGGAGAAACUAAUGUCAGUGCUGUGGUUCAGUGGCCAAUAAAUUUUUUAAGAAGCAGUAGAGUUUUUGAAAAUGAGGCACUUUGUUAUGUGAGCCUUGGAAAAGAGACGGUUAGAAUAUUGUGUGGGUGAAAAAAAAAAUCACCUCUACACUGAUAUUUAGAGAAGAGUGAGGAAAAUCUAAUGUUGGAGGUGCAUUGAAGCUGAAGUGUGAGACGAGGAAACAGUAUAUCACCAUAGUCCGUUUACUAACUGUGUAUUUAUUACUUCAGGACCCUGGAGUUCUCUGAUUGGCUGGUUGGUUACUGUAGGUGGCUGUCUGGUAUGUUAUUGGUCGGCAAGGUUGUGAAGUGGUUUGUAGGUUGGACUUGUUGGUUUGGUUAUUUUUAUAAAAUUGUGGUUCAUAAUAGUGAUGUGGUAAUGAAGGAAGGGAAUAAAGGUUUCUUCUGUAUUGUGCGUGUAGUGUGUGUGUGUGUGUGUGUGGGAUGUGGGAUGGACCUGGCGUUGAUUCAGUUGUGUCCACGAGCCCUUACCAAGAUGGGAAAUGACCAUCAGCUGCCACUUAUGACUCUCAGGACUUUCAGCCGGGACUGAGAACCCUUCACCCUCAAUGUUCUCCUGAUAAAAACUAAAAUUCCGGUCUCCGUGGCUGGUGGACUUUCCUGUCCCGGUCUCUGCUCGGACACGGUUUUAGCGGUUUGAGAUCACUUCAGGCUUCUGGAUGUUCCUUUAUGUUACUGUGCCUCAGAAACCAUGUGACCAUGUAUCUUCCACACACUGUUCUCAUAUCAGUGCUUCGGUUCAUUUGCACAAAAGUUUCCAGAGGGAAUUGAGGAGUUCGUUUCUGGAACACUUGUAUAUGUGGGAAGAAAAAUCUAACCAGAUUUUUUUUUUUUUUUUUUUUUGAUGAUUCAGUGUUCUCAAGUUUCCCUGUUGUUCUUUAGACUGUUCUCAUUUUCUGCUUUCAGUUCAAGACUUUUUGGAGCAAUACUCUUCACUCACUGCUCGACUGCCUUUUAAGUAAAACCAUGUACGUUGGUUAUCUCGUGAGUAUUAGUAGUAUUUAACAUGACGGCAGAGCUCAGCUCAGAUGUAGUGGAAGCAUUGGUGUUUUCUUGCAGCACACUUCCUCUGUGAACUCUCCACACAGUUUGCAGCACCACGUUAUGCAUUAGUCCGUCAGGGUGAGUGUGAUGCUGACAUUAGGGUAGAAAGAGCAAACUAACAUCAGUAGUGACUGUUUUGAAUGGACGUAGUGUCGUGACUUUCGUCUCAGUGGUGUCCAUCUCUGCCACUGCACAGAUUAGAGCAAAGCCAUCAGCGUUAUUCUUUAUGUGACUGUAUCGACCAUCUGAACCACAUUUAGUUCUAAUUUUAGUGAUGUGAUUUGUGUCCAGACAUAUUCAUUGAUCUGUGUGUGUCCUCAGCCCCCUCAGAAUGUUUUUUUUUUGUUUGUUUACUGUUUUAUUCUCGUUGCUUUCUUAAGUGCUUCUGUUUAGCUCAGAGUUGGUCCCGUAUCUUUGUUGCGUUCGCCUCCUGUUGCAUUUCCUGCAGCUGUGUGGUGCUAACUAUGGGACCGCUGGUCUGGAGCGACACGUCUUGUCCCUGCCUUAACGUGGCCUUCAAACUGGAGCCAGACAGGUUUUAGCAGGAAUAAUCCCAGCUCUCUAACUACACAUGCUGUACUCUAAACCCUCAGUGUACUGUGCUGUUUAAAAGGAUCAUUCCAAAACCAGAUCAGCCCGUUCUGGUUCACUAUGAAAAAAGAUUUAAAAAAAAAAAAAAAAAAAAGCCCAUUUUCAAAAAGUUAGUUGUGAGUCAUUUGAAACUGUCAGGUUUCAUUACUCUUUUCAACUAGAAGGAAGGCCAUUGUGUCGCCCCCUGGUGGCUGCUGUCAAACCUCAGUCAUUCCACACAGGGAGUUUUAUAUACAACCAGAACAUCAUCAGAGGCAGUGGAAGUGAAUCCCACCACUGCCCCACAGCAGAGUACCUGACAGCUUCAGCCGCGUUGGACAAAAAAUGUGUGUUCCUGCCUCGGUAGUGAGUUUUCACCUUGUUACUACCUCUGUCCCUGGUCUUGGUCGUCCAGAAGGUUCUGCCAACUUCUUCCCUGAGGCCUUUAAGCUGACAGAGAGUUGCACCUGCUUCACUCCUGAACUGGCUGCGUUCACUUACUCAAAUAUUAGAAUAAACCACACAAACAAGCAAUAUGUGGCUGUUAGGUGAUGCAUCACAGCCUUUCUGCACGUGCACUGUUUGGUUUUUUUUUUCUCACGGUUUUUGGCAAUGACAGCUGGGUCUGCUUUCCAGGAAAAUUCAGCUACAGCUGCUGCUCUUGGUGCAUUUUAAAGGCAGUUGGUAUUAAUACUCCUUCUAGGUACCUGCAGCCAUAAGUUAACUGAACUGUGUAAUAAUAGAAGUCUAAUAGGAUCUGAAGGAGAGGGUUUGGUGCUUGCUGAGUCAGGGAGUUUCAGUAGAACUAUGUUAUUCCUGCACAAAAAAAAAAAAAACUCCUCCAGUCCUUAUAACCUUUCACACGUUCAUCUGAUGAGAAAUGAGAAUCAUUAAACGUGGAUUUAACGUGGCCUCGGCCUGGUCAACAGUAUUACUAUAUCUCGAUCAU
This is a messenger RNA of Toxotes jaculatrix (banded archerfish), 11314 nucleotides long. RefSeq names its product kinesin family member 13Ba (gene kif13ba). Gene Ontology annotation, biological process: regulation of protein localization; microtubule-based movement. The coding region runs from base 475 to 5907 and encodes 1810 amino acids. The record is from RefSeq and is a predicted model, not a curated record. Gene Ontology annotation, molecular function: cell adhesion molecule binding; ATP binding; microtubule motor activity. The transcript has 40 exons. Lineage: Eukaryota; Metazoa; Chordata; Actinopteri; Toxotidae. Gene Ontology annotation, cellular component: adherens junction.